Eurytemora carolleeae is the source of this 3529-nucleotide messenger RNA. RefSeq names its product cytoplasmic phosphatidylinositol transfer protein 1. The record is from RefSeq and is a predicted model, not a curated record. Lineage: Eukaryota; Metazoa; Arthropoda; Copepoda; Calanoida; Temoridae. Gene Ontology annotation, cellular component: cytoplasm. Gene Ontology annotation, biological process: phospholipid transport. Gene Ontology annotation, molecular function: phosphatidylinositol binding; phosphatidylinositol transfer activity.
UUAAUUGUUUAGAAAAGAAGCAGUUAAUUGUUUGGAAAAGAAGCAGUUAAUUGUUUAGAAAAGAAGCAGUUAAUUGUUUAGAAAAGAAGCAGCUAAUUGUUUAGGAAAGAAGCAGUUAAUUGUUAGUGUUAAAAAAGAAAUACUUGUAAAUUGUUCAAUGUUGAUAUAUUAAUUCUACAACAAAAUUACGAUUCCGUAUGAUAUUUAAAAUUCUGAAUUAAAGAAUGAACCCUUUUCAUUUUCCAACAACGCUUCUAAAAUUCUCUUAAAGGGACAAACGUAAUUUCAAGUGACCAUUUAUUAAAAAUUAAAAUAGGUACAUGCCGUUUCGCAAUAUUUCUCUUCAAACGUUUGCCUGGUCAAAAAUUAAGAAAGUACUUAUAUUUUUCAAUAUAAGAAGUACACUAUUAGAAGGUACCGUAGUGAAUCGGGCAUGUUAUAAUUCUUUGAUUGGAGGGUUAUUUGAAAUCACGUCGGCAGUCCCCUUAAGUAUAAAUUUCUUUAUUACCUAUUUCAUCUAGACUAGUUUUUAACCCAAAUGGUUUUUGGAUUGUAACACAGAUAGAAAAUUUUAUUUAAAACUUAAGAGAAUAUUUAUUAGAUAUGUAUGCGGCCCCCUUCAUUACCUUUUAAAAUAGCACCUAUAUAUCUGUACCUUUACACGUUGUUCUGUUACAAUUUUUACUUGCCAGAUUAAUCAGUAAUCACUGUGAUGUCAAAUCAAAAAAUAUUAAUAUUGUACAUUGUGUUUAACAUGUAUUUACGAUAUCAUUCCAUUGUUUAAAAGAGACUUUUGCUGGAAUUUCAAAUGAACCCGUCCCCAUUUAUAAACUGGCAUGUCUUAGUCACAACAGAACCCUAUAAAGGUUUGUCUGAACAAUAAUUAACGAGAUAUCCAUGUUUUUCACUUUUAAUUUGUUUUAGUUUUAUUUAAUUAAAAAUGAUUUGAGGAUUUUCACACAAUAAUUAAAUAGAGCUUAAAAUCUGCAAACACAACGAUAUCGUCCACUUUAUUGAUAAAAGGAAACUGUUGUGAAUCUGACAUACUCCUCUUUUUUGUUUUGUAAUGAAGGGUCACUUGAAAUUACAGCGACAGUCACUUUAAUCAAACUGAGUCCGAAUUUAAUAAAUUAAAAAUUUAAUUCGAGGCUUAAAUUCUUACAAUUCGGCCUCUGAACCUUUUAAAUACCCUAGUCAGUAAGAUUAGUCUUGUUUAACAUAUCUAGAUAUGAAAAAUAUCUUUAAAAACAUCAAAUCAAAAAAAAACUACUUGUUAAAUGUACAAUAUAUUCUAUGUUUAUUGUCAAUUCUAGAUAGCUAUAAGUAACCUGAUAUUGCACUGCAUGUUUAUAGUCAACCCAUCCAACCUAUCAUUAGGAUUAAUCUAAACUACCUUUUAGCAACUACCUCCGCUCGAACAUAAAGUUUGAAAAAAAUCAAAAAGUAUCUUGUUUUUCCACCGCAAUAAAAACAAAAAUAUAGCUUCACUCGAUAACCAAAACUUUAAACCAUUUUAACAAGAAGUUUGUAAUCAAUAGCUAUACACCUUUUAUUAAAAAUUUUUAUUAUUUUUUGAUAAAAGAAAUCAAGACAUUUUCGUCAGCAAGGUUUAUUACCGUAAAUUGAAUUUUUAAAUGCGGGUAUUUUCCUUCUUUCUGAUUCACAACUUACAAUUUUUGUACAGUUAGCUUACUUUUUUCAAAAAUCCAUUUUAGCUAAUAAAUAUCUUGCUGUUACGCUAAAUUGCCGCUUUAGGGAUUUUAAAUUUAACCAGAAGCAGCCAAAAGUCAAACCCCGUCAACCUAGUUGUCAGUUUAUUUGGUGUCAUCGGCGGGGCAGUACAAACUUGUGCCGUAAAAUGUCGUGUCAGCUCAGAUUUAAAUGUGCAUGAGUUGAGUGUGACUGUAUCUAAUGUUUUCUUAAACAAGGUGGCUGGUGAAUGAUGAUUAAUAUUUCUUAAUUCUAUAUUUGUUUUUAAGUUCAAAGAUCAAGUAUUUAUCUUAGAAUUGAUAGAAGUUUAGUGAGUUCUGUCUCAGUAUACACACAAGUGGGUUUCAAGAGAUAUAACAAAUGCUUAGGAUCCGUCCUAAAAAUAGAUCCGGACCAAACUCAAAAAAAAAAUACAGAAACUACAUAUUUUUGGAUUUUUUCCUCACUUUCCCACGGGUUUAUUUGGCUGACUACAUCCUGAUUCUGAACCUGAAGAGCUGUAGUUUAACGAGUCCCUUCAUUUAAGUUGGGUAUGCCCGAGUUACAGCAGCGCUCUUUUAAUCUGUAUAUGAUCAACAAUGUGGAAGAUAACGUCGUUUUUUAAUGUUCUAUGUAGAAGCUACGUUUGAAAACUAUGAAAAUUGAGAAAGAUCAGAUUUAAGGGGUAUCGUUGUGGAUCGGGCACUGGAAAUUAAAAAUAUUGGAGAUUCUAUGGAUCCAUAGCACUGCUCGUAGUUUUUCCUCACAGUAAAUAAUAAAUGUACUGUCGUUCUGUAAUAUGCUCACAAAAAUAAACACUAAGGGACUGUUCACGUUAUUUUAAAGAUAUUACAGAAGUUCUUCAAGCAUUCACAGUUCACACAUUUAUGAUGACGCUAAGCCGUUUCUUGAAACUGUGAAUCGUUGAUAUGACACUUUUUAAAUUGAUUGUCAGUUAAGAUACGCUAACAGUCCCUUUUUUAAAAACAGGGUUUGUUGGAAAUCCGCUUGUAGUGAAUAACGAUAUCUUGAUGUAAUAAUAACAAUGAUAAUAAUUAUGCUUGUUAAAAAUGUUGAUAAAAUAUAGUUGUAUAAUGUAUACGGGUGAUCCAAAAAUGUCAACAAAUUAUUGUUAAUGCUAAGAAAUGAUUUAUUUAUUAGUAUAAAAUUACAUGUACCCCCCCUACCUUCAGUACCCACUUUUUUAUUUCUAUCUUUAAACAUUUUAUAAAACAUUUAUCGUAUAAAAAUAAUGUUUUUAUUACAACAUUGUUAACAUAGCAUUUCUUUUUUAUCUUUAAACAUUUUAUAAAACAUUCAUCUUAAAAAAGUUAAGCUAUUUAGUUUUUGAACAAACUGUUAUUAAGAAAAACUGGUGAAUUUGUUUACUGUGAUUUUUGCUUAGUAUUGAAUUAUCCGUUGUGCUGAGAAGAAAUUAAGUUUAUGCAUUAUCAGUUUUUACAUAAUUUUAACAUUAAUACUCAGAAGCUUUUUCUUCAAUAUAAUAAAAUUUAACCCCCCGCCCCCCCGAUGUGUGAUAAAUGUUAGCUAUUGAUUAAAGUCAAAAUUAAUCUUAAGAUUUUUUUCCAUAAAUUUGCAUAUUGAAUGUAAAAUGUAGAAAAUUUAAACAAAAAAAAAUUUAUGUUAUUGUACCUAAUAUAUAAUAGAUCCCAAUAUAUUAUAUCUAUCGUUUAUGUGAUCAUUACUAGAUAAGUUCGUGGAGAGAGAUGGCAAUAUAUAUAUAAAUAUGUAUAUGUAUAUUUAUCGUCGUGUUAUUGUUUCAGAUUAUAGAAUGCUUGUUAAGGAAUACAGAAUAUGUAUGCCACUGACAGUAGAAGAG